Dendrobium catenatum is the source of this 3691-nucleotide messenger RNA. RefSeq lists its product as uncharacterized. Lineage: Eukaryota; Viridiplantae; Streptophyta; Magnoliopsida; Asparagales; Orchidaceae. Gene Ontology annotation, cellular component: mitochondrial outer membrane. The coding region runs from base 374 to 3376 and encodes 1000 amino acids. Gene Ontology annotation, molecular function: ATP hydrolysis activity; ATP binding. The transcript has 24 exons. The record is from RefSeq and is a predicted model, not a curated record.
AGUCGUUCGUUGAGGCCGCGGCCCUGGCGGGAACAAAAGAAACCCUCCUUUGGCUCCAUUAAUUCCUCGCAUCACUGCCCUACAUAGCAGAUAGAGAGGCACUAAAGAAAGGUGAGAUUUUGAGAAUUCGAAAGAGGUUCGCAACUUGCUAUCGGACUUUCCUUCUCUCUUGUGUUUACCUAGGGUUUUUUAAAGAUAUCGAAUCGGUUCUUUGCUCGCAUAUGUGCUUUCCGUGUCAUAAGGUUGGAAUUUGAAUUGCCCCCUGUGGCGACUCCUGCAACUUGCGUCGAUUUCUGGCAUCUCCAUUUAGAAUUCACAUGUGCCAAAUUAUCUAAGAAGCUUCUGGCAAUGCAGUAAGUUGGGGAAGGUUGCAAUGUAUGCUAGACAAUUGAAAAGCCGAGGGCAGAGCUGGUGUUCGUUAAAUACAUUAAACUAUACAUUUAGGUCAAGUCCUGGGAUUAGUUCUCGAUUUCAUUCAUGCAGAAAUGAAUUCACGGGAGAAAGCUCAUCAAGUGCUAGAAGAAUCUGUUCAGCUCCAGUAUCUUUUUCAAGUUUUGAUUCUGUAGGGCUAUGUAGGAGGUUUCGGGUUCAUUUGGCAUACAAUUCAUGUAGAUUUUGUAGCUCAAAUAGUGAUGGAAGUAAUGCUAGUGAGGAAGGCAAUCAUGCUCCUGUCAAGGAUGCGAGUAAGUUUGAUGAGGGAAAGUCUCCAAAAGAGGAUAUUUUAUCUAAGUCCAAGCACAACAAUGAGCAUGCACGCCUUGGGGAGCAUGACCAGCAGGAGUGGCUCAACUCCGAGAAACUGUCUAUUGAAUGCAAGGAAAAGGAGUCUCCUUUUUUAACAAAGCGGCAGCGGUUUAAGAAUGAGUUCUUACGGAGGGUGGUUCCAUGGGAGAGAAUUACAGUCUCAUGGAAGAACUUUCCUUAUUAUAUCAAUGAAAACACAAAGCACUUACUGGUAGAAUGUGCUGCCUCCCAUUUGAGACAGAGAAAAUUUGCAUCAGCUUAUGGUGCACGGCUUCCCUCUUCUACUGGGAGGAUUUUACUUCAAAGCAUGCCAGGGUCUGAACUUUAUCGGGAAAGACUAGUACGAGCCCUAGCUAGAGACUUGCAGGUUCCUUUGCUCGUUCUUGACAGCAGUGUUCUUGCUCCAUUUCUGCAUUUUGGUGAAGAAUAUGCAUCAGAAAGUGAGUCAGAUGAUGAAAAUGUUGAUUCAGGAGAAGGAUGCUCAUCAGAAUCAGAUGUUGAGGAGGAGAAUGAGGCAAGCAAUGAAGAAGAAUGGGGAAACAACAGUGAAACAAAGUCAGGCGAAAGCGAUGAUGAUGGUGUUGAUGUGCAUGCAUCUGUCGAAGCUCUUAAGAAGCUUGUGCCUUGUACGCUCGAGGAAUUCGAAAAGAGUGUUUCUGGAGAAGCUGAAUGCACCUUGACUUCUACAACUUCUACAGAAUCAGAUGCCUCCAUUGAACAAUCAAAAAGACAAUUUAGAAAAGGUGAUCGUGUGAAGUAUGUUGGGGCCUCUGUGCAAAUUGAUGCUGAAAAAGAGUCUCUGUUGAGUGGGCAGCGGGGAGAAGUGUAUGAGGUUAGGGAGAAUCAUGUAGCUGUUAUUCUGGAUAAUUCUGAAAGCAAGACAGUGGAAGAAAAUAAAGGGAAGGAUGACAAGUUGUCUAUUUAUUGGUUUGAUAUUCAGGAUAUUGAGUAUGAUCAUGAUACUGAGGCUGAAGAUUGGCAUAUAGCUAUUGAGGCACUUUGUGAGGUUCUGCCAUCCUUGCAACCGCUUAUUGUCUACUUUCCUGAUUCUUCGAAAUGGUUGUUGAGAGUUGUUCCUAAGUCAAGUCGUACAAUGUUUUUUUGUAAGAUGGAGCAAAUGUUUGAACAGCUUUCUGGGCCUGUUGUUUUGGUAUGCGGUCAAAACAUCAUAGAAGCAGGGUCCAAAGAGAAAGAAAAACUCACAAUGAUUCUUCCACAAAUUCGAAUAGCUCGACUGCCUUUACCAUUAAAACAACUGACUGAAGGAUUAAGAGCAAGCAAACCAUCCAAAGGAAAUGAUAUAAGUAAACUUUUUACGAAUUCCAUUAUUAUUCAUCUUCCAAAGGAAGAGGAGCAACUUAGAGUUUUCAAUAAACAAAUUGAAGAGGAUAAGAAAAUUAUCAUGUCAAGAAAUAAUCUUAUAGAGCUUCAUAAGGUUCUUGAAGAACACGACCUUUCAUGCAUGGAACUUCUGCAUUUGAAGACAGAUGGUGUUAUUUUGACCAAGCAAAAAGCAGAGACCGCGGUUGGAUGGGCUAGAAAUAACUACUUGUCCUCCAUCAUUCUUCCUAAUAUUAAUAAUGGUAGGCUGGUGAUUCCCCUUGACAGCCUAGAGAUUGCGAUCUCAAGGUUGCGAGAGCAGGAAUCAGUUUCAAGGAAGCUAUCACAAAGCAUAAAGAAUCUUGCAAAAGAUGAGUAUGAGAGCAAUUUUGUUUCAGCAGUGGUGCCCUCAGAUGAAAUAGGAGUCAAGUUUGAUGAUAUCGGUGCUCUCGAGGAUGUGAAGCAGACUUUAAAUGAACUUGUGACACUUCCUAUGAGAAGGCCAGAGCUUUUUUCACAUGGAAAUCUUUUGCGGCCUUGCAAAGGAAUUUUACUUUUUGGCCCACCAGGAACUGGUAAAACUCUUCUUGCAAAAGCACUUGCAACUGAAGCUGGGGCAAAUUUCAUCAAUAUAACCAGUUCCACUCUUACGUCAAAGUGGUUUGGAGAUGCCGAGAAGCUCACUAAGGCACUUUUUUCCUUUGCCUCUCGACUGGCUCCUGUCAUUAUUUUUGUUGAUGAGGUUGACAGCUUGCUUGGUGCACGAGGUGGUGCCUUCGAGCAUGAAGCAACAAGAAGAAUGCGGAAUGAAUUUAUGGCUGCUUGGGACGGGUUGAGGUCAAAGGACAGUCAAAGGAUUCUUAUUCUUGGUGCUACAAAUAGACCAUUUGAUCUCGAUGAUGCUGUGAUUCGCCGCCUUCCAAGAAGGAUAUAUGUAGACCUCCCAGAUGCUGAAAAUCGCAUGAAGAUUUUGAAGAUAUUUCUUUCCCGAGAAAACCUCGACCCUAGCUUUAAAUUUGACGAGUUAGCUAAUGCAACCGAAGGGUAUUCUGGAAGUGAUUUGAAGAAUCUCUGCAUUGCUGCUGCAUACAGGCCUGUCCAAGAACUUCUUGAAGAAGAGAAGCAGCAAGUAGAAAAAACUGCUAAACCUUCAUUGCGGCCUCUUUUUCUUGAUGAUUUCAUACAAGCAAAAUCAAAGGUGGGAGCUUCUGUAGCCUAUGAUGCUGCCAGCAUGAAUGAGCUUAGAAAAUGGAAUGAACGAUAUGGAGAGGGAGGCAGCAGGCGAAUAUCGCCUUUUGGAUUUGGAAACUGACUAUUGGAAAAGAGAAUCGGUGUUUGUGACGUAGUGUUAGGCUCUUUUUCUUUAAAAGUUAGAAUGUAUUUACAGCUAAUAAAUCUUUAAUUAAGUUUCCAUGAGAGGGGAAAAUAAAGAUUUUUCCUUUUUUUUUUUAAAUUGUUCCCAAGAAGAUGAUCUAUUGUUCAAAUGAGAAGUGUUUUUAUGUCUGCAUGUCUAUACAAUGUGCUUAUAGAUGCAGUUCAUAUAUUUUAUAUUUUACAGUAGUAUUUAUAUGAAAUGUUGUACUGUUUAUUUAACAGUAUAUUUCUUUCAAUUCUUAGCUGUUGCAUA